AUGAAAGCUAAGCCAUUGAGUCAAGAUCCGGGAUCCAAGCGUUACGCCUACCGUGUCAACAAGGAAGAAAACCGUAAAGAGCUAAAGCAUGUUAGAAUCGAUGAGAAGGACGCUGGUGAUAAAGGAAAGAAACUUGAUCUUCCCAAGAAAAAAUUUUACCGUCAAAGAGCUCAUUCGAACCCAUUCUCAGAUCACCAGUUGGAAUACCCAUCAUGUCCCGACGAUAUGGACUGGUCGAGAUUGUAUCCACACUUUUACGAUAAAGAGAACAAAAAAAUGACCAAGGAGGUCACAAUCGCAGAUAUUGGAUGUGGAUUUGGCGGUUUGCUGAUUGACCUUUCUCCUGAGUUUCCUGAUGACCUGAUUCUGGGUAUGGAGAUCCGUGUUCAAGUUACCAACUACGUGGAAGACAGAAUAAUUGCCUUGAGAAACAACCAUGCCAAGAAAAUGGCUUACCAAAAUAUCAACGUUCUAAGAGGCAACGCGAUGAAAUUUAUACCAAACUUCUUCCUCAAGGGACAAUUGUCGAAGAUGUUCUUCUGCUUUCCGGAUCCGCAUUUCAAACAGAGAAAGCACAAGGCUAGAAUUAUCACCAAUACUCUGUUGAGUGAAUACGCCUACGUUUUAAAGGAAGGCGGUGUCGUGUACACUAUUACCGAUGUGGAAGAUCUUCAUAAUUGGAUGGUCAAACAUCUCGAGGAACAUCCGUUGUUCGAAAGAUUGAGUGAAUCAUGGGAAAAUGAAGACAAAUGUGUAACCAUAAUGAGAAAUGCCACUGAGGAAGGUAAGAAGGUGGAAAGAAAGAAAGGUGACAAGUUUAUUGCAUGUUUCAAGAGACUUCCUACCCCAAGCAUAGCAUAA
Torulaspora delbrueckii is the source of this 861-nucleotide messenger RNA. It is a transcript of the gene TRM8, whose product is annotated as tRNA (guanine46-N7)-methyltransferase. Bases 1 to 861 code for a protein of 286 amino acids. Gene Ontology annotation, cellular component: tRNA methyltransferase complex. The record is from RefSeq and is a predicted model, not a curated record. Lineage: Eukaryota; Fungi; Ascomycota; Saccharomycetes; Saccharomycetales; Saccharomycetaceae. The transcript has a single exon. Gene Ontology annotation, molecular function: tRNA (guanine(46)-N7)-methyltransferase activity. Gene Ontology annotation, biological process: tRNA methylation; RNA (guanine-N7)-methylation.